Sclerotinia trifoliorum is the source of this 1165-nucleotide messenger RNA. NCBI's taxonomy places the organism in Eukaryota, Fungi, Ascomycota, Leotiomycetes, Helotiales, Sclerotiniaceae. The record is from the annotation of a GenBank genome assembly.
UUACGAAGGGUUCAGGCCUUUUAGGGCCGCCCAUCUAAUGAUACUAACGAGGCUCCUCCAAGUUCGAUAGAUUCAGGAACUCCCCAGAAAGUUCGAAGUGUGCUUAGGGUGUUACUCAAGAAUCCGUGGGAUGACUAUAGCUACAUUCAACAUCUUGGCCAGACCACAUUAAUCCUGCGCAAAGCAUCGUCCUUCCACCUUGCCGAUAUUCGAGAGGUUUCUCCUUUUGAAGUUUUAGGGGACCCACCAAUUCUUCCCCAUAUCAAGCAUGCAACAUCGCAACCAUCGAAGAGAUCUAUUGUUAUGAUGAUAGGAUUUUUCUUGUCAUGGAACAUCUUGACGUCUCUUUCGCUCAGUUGGAAUUCCAGAAAUAUGAUCUCGAAGAGCGAGAGAUAGCGACAAUACUUUUCGAAGUACUGGUUACCCUCACUCACGAACGACGAAAUGGCUGAUAGUAGCAGGUUCUAAAAGGCGUGGCUUAUGUCUCUUCGCUUAGGCUUUCUUGCAGAGACCUCUCGCAAGAAAAUAUCUGGUUGUCUCUUGAUGGAGAUAUCAAACUUGGUUGGUUCAUCCCAUAUAUGACACACAAAUUUUGCUUAUCCAUUCGUCACAGUCCUAGAUCCUCAAGAGCUCAAGCAUGAUGGUGUAUAUGAGAGCCCUAAAGUCUCACAGAUUCUAUUGGAUUUUCCAAUUUUGGCUGAAAUCAUAGAAUAAAUGAUGCUUUCUCGCUAUCACCUCACCCAAGAUGAUGAGAAAUGGUCUAGGGACGCGAUUGAGUUCAUCUCAUGUACUCUACAAGGGUCGUUUGAGAGUUUGAUGAAUGUAAGGAGCGACUAGAUGGUGCAUUGCGAAUAUUGGCUGAUCAGACUAGCAUUGCUUCCUCAAGCAAGCUGUAUCCCCAAGAAGGCUGAUUCCGCGCAUCCGUUUUGCCUAUGAAGCCGAGCGUGGGUCUUGGAAUUCCAAUACCGAAAAAGAAGCCUUUGACUUCGAUUUUGUUACGGCGGCUUGAGGAUGAGAUAUUUCCAUAUAUUGUACUUGAAAUCACGAUAAUGAACAAACGUUAUGGCAUAUUACGCGGCUGGUUCCUCGAAUUUCAUGACCUUAGGUACUCUUAGGCCCUGUGUCGUCCCACCAUGUUCGGCGAGGGGUGCCCAAUUCUAGAAUU